CUGCAGGGAGCCAUCAAGGAGUUUCAAGCCAUCCUCACAGAUAAACAACGACGUGAAUUACGCAAAACGACAGCCAUUCCUGACGCUGACAGCAUCCUUAUCUUCACUGCCCAACUCGACUCCACAAACAGGAAUCGAAAAGGUCCAAGUAUCGCCAGCAGACUCCACUCAGUCUUGCAAUCUGUCCGGGACUUUUGCAGUGUUAUUGAUACGUUUGUAUCAACGCACCCAGAGAUCGCUGCUCUUAUCUGGGGCAGCGUAAAGCUAACGAUGCAG
Molecule: messenger RNA, 276 nt
Organism: Pseudomassariella vexata
Lineage: Eukaryota; Fungi; Ascomycota; Sordariomycetes; Amphisphaeriales; Pseudomassariaceae
Exons: 1
Source: RefSeq, a predicted model, not a curated record